AUGUCACAGCCGGGAUCCGAUGAGGAAGGGAAGAGAAAGCGGGACAAAGUGGGAGAGUUCCUGAAGAAGAACCUCACCAAAGGCGAGCUCGCCGUGAAGCAUGCCCUUGGCCUAGGCGCCACACCCAAUGUCGUCCCGGUGACGCAGCCGAUCCUUGACGGCCCGCCUCGUGUGGUCGAGGUCGGCUGGCACCCCGUUGGGGGACUCGCCGGCAAGUGGUUCGCCGAGGAGACUGGUCUGGGCAAAAUGAUCACGGAGAAGAUCAACAAGUAUCCCGACCCUACGCAGCAUUGGGCUGUGCUUGUCGGCGAUUUCGCUCAUCAGCUGUGGAUGGAUGAGAACUUCCAUGUCAUUUACACCAACGAGCGAUACAAACGCGAUGAAUGGCGGACUUUCACAGUCGGUGAGACGCGCUUCAAUGAUGAUGCGAUCCGGCGAGCGGGCGAGUACGUAAUCCAGAGCAUCAGAUCGCGGCAGCCCGCAUACAACCUCAUCAGCAACAACUGCCAAACAUACGUCCUGGAGCUCCUCGACGCUGUUAAAGUUGACGGACAGAAGGACUUUGGCACCACCCUCGCCGUCUACGAAAGGUUGUUCAGCUCCGGCAAGGUCAUUGAUCUCUUUUCUGCGGAACAAAAACCGGAGCACCACCAGCAACAUCUGCUGGAUGCGCCUCCGCAGCAAUACCCCCCUCUCCCACCGUCGCCGGCUUCGCCGCAUACCUACUCACCACCGCCGGGACAACAGCCGUACCCCCCGCCCUUAUUUGGAUUUCCGUCGCCCCAUAACGGACCCACACCGCCGCAAUACCAAUACGGCCUUCCGCCGCCGCCACCGCCGCCGCCCCCUCAUCCAUCCGGCCCCCCGCUUGGUCAUCGCCCAGGUACGGUCUCGCACGCACAACAAGUCAUGAACGACAACACCACACAGCUCGAUACCCAGGAAGAGGCGAGCAAGCCAAGGGAACUCAAAAAGGAGCACAAGCGCGGGUUCUUCUCUCGGUUUUCAAAGAAGUGA
This is a messenger RNA of Colletotrichum spaethianum, 1017 nucleotides long. RefSeq lists its product as uncharacterized. NCBI's taxonomy places the organism in Eukaryota, Fungi, Ascomycota, Sordariomycetes, Glomerellales, Glomerellaceae. Bases 1 to 1017 code for a protein of 338 amino acids. The transcript has 4 exons. The record is from RefSeq and is a predicted model, not a curated record.